This is a messenger RNA of Puccinia triticina, 3030 nucleotides long. RefSeq lists its product as uncharacterized. Gene Ontology annotation, cellular component: mRNA cleavage and polyadenylation specificity factor complex. The coding region runs from base 1 to 3030 and encodes 1009 amino acids. The record is from RefSeq and is a predicted model, not a curated record. NCBI's taxonomy places the organism in Eukaryota, Fungi, Basidiomycota, Pucciniomycetes, Pucciniales, Pucciniaceae. Gene Ontology annotation, biological process: mRNA 3'-end processing by stem-loop binding and cleavage. The transcript has 6 exons. Gene Ontology annotation, molecular function: RNA binding.
AUGAAAAAUGAAUAUUCAGUUUGGCCAGCCCGAAGAGACCCCCGUGCCAGUGAUCGGUGCUCCCCCGUCCCCGAUGACCGGACACCCCGAGCCCUUCAGCCAGGGGACAAGCGCCAGGCGGAAAACAGCAGCACAAUACUACGGAAAAGAAAGACCGCGAUGGCCAUCAAGCUCACCCCGCUGAUUGGGGCCCACGACUCAAGCGGAAUACUUUCAUACCUCCUCGAGAUCGACGAAGGACGGAUACUGCUGGAUUGCGGAUGUCCCGACCGACCGACGCUGGGCGAGAUCGAUCGAUACCUCGACACCCUGGCCGAACUCGCACCCACCCUCGACCUCCUCCUCCUCUCCCACCCUCUCCUCAGCUCACUCGGCCUCGUCCCCCUCCUCCGCGCCAGACUCGGCCUCAGAUGCCCCAUCUAUGCAACCCUGCCCACCAAGGAGAUGGGCCGCUGGGCCGCCGAGGAGUGGAUCGGACAGCGCGCCUUGGAGGAGUCCAACGCGGUCGAUCAUCCCGCACCACUCCUCAACCAGUCCGCCGAAAACCAAGCCCCCCAAGUCUCUGAUCCUCCCCCAACCCAGCAGAAUAUCUCCCCCGAUCCUCAGAAUCCCUCCAAGUCUACCUCGCCCAAUCAGUCCAAAUCAAACAGCCCCGAUCAGAUUUGGAAAACCUCGUUUAAGGAACUCAGGGAUGCCUUUGACAGCGUGAUCGCUGUCCGAUAUUCCCAACCGAUUCAUUUGGGCGGCAAAUUACGACCGUUGACACUAACUGCUCACAAAUCCGGCCACACGAUCGGUGGGACGAUCUGGUCUCUACGCUCGCCACUCCAUACGGUCAGCUCGGCCUCGUCAUCAACCCUGAUCUAUGCCCCGAUUUUCAAUCAUGUCAGGGAGUCUCAUCUGGACAGUGCAGCCUUGGUCCAAGCCACCGGCGAUGGCAGUAUGAGAAUCGGGCUCGGCAUGAGUCGGCCCAUGGUCAUGGUCGUAGGAACCGAGCGAAGUCUGAUCAAGGGCAUCAGAAAGAAGGACAGAGAUCGCAUCCUACUCGAUUCGAUCACUCAGACCUUGCGGGCCUCGCGGACGGUUCUAAUCCCGACAGAUCCUUCGGCUAGAUUGAUCGAGCUCCUGUUACUGCUCGAUAGCCAUUGGUCCCAAUCACGCCUCGACUCAUUCCCCCUCUGUCUCGUCUCCAAAACCGGAAAGGAUGUGGUCACGUUUAUCCGCUCGCUUACCGAAUGGAUGUCCCCAGCUCUCGCUCGCUCAUCCUUCGAUCAAAACCAUCACAAACGUGGUGGUCGUGAUCAAAACGACCAAGGGCCACUUCGGCUUCGACACAUCCGAUUUUUCAACUCGGUCGAGUCACUCGAAGCUGAACUACCCAUCCGUCAACCCAAAGUGAUCCUUGCCGUCCCAAUGUCAUUGGACUAUGGAUUUUCGAGGACGAUGUUUAUGAGGCUAGCUGGUGUUGAAGGCAACUUGAUCAUCUUAACAUCGCUCUCCUCAACACAACUUACAGAUUUAGACAGUCAGUCGGAUCACCUACUCGACCACCUGGCGUCUAUCGCGGCUGAUGCCGCAAACCAACAGCGAGAGGAUCCCGCGUCAAAUCCUGAGCCACACCUACCGCAGAUCGUCCAACUUGAUGCCAAGAUCGAUGUGGAGCUGCGUCGGAAAGUGAUCCUUGAAGGGGAAGAGCUCGAGCAAUUUCUAGAGGAAGAGCGAAGAGCGCAGGAGAGGAAGGCCAAGGCGGCAGCAAUGCUUGCCCGAUCACGACAGCUGAUGGAGGAUGAAGAAUCGGAUGAGUCGGGCUCGGAGUCGGAAUCGGAGUCGGAUGCGAUUGCGGUGGCCAGGACGCUGACGGGUGGGGGUCCGAGCUGGGAUGAAUUUGUGGACGAGAAGGAGCCGAUGGCCUUCGACAUCUACGUCAAGGGAGGCUCGGCGACCCGGUUCUCCGGCGGAAGAACUCAGACCUUCCGCAUGUUCCCCGUGGUCGAACGUCGGCGUAAGGUCGAUGGGUAUGGCGAGGUCAUCGAUGUCGACGGCUGGCUGAAAAGAGGUGACGCGGUUGACGAGGCUAUCCAACGUGCUGAGAGUGGUGGCCGGAAGGCGCCAAAAGAAGACCCAGUAAACUUGAUACCGGUCGAACCGCCAUCGAAGUUUGUCGCAAGUACAGAAACGAUCGAAGUCAAAUGUAGCGUUUUGACGAUUGAUUUGGAUGGCAAAGCAGACGGACGAGCGUUGAAGACGAUCAUUCCUCAGAUCAAUCCCAAGACGGUCGUUUUGAUCAACGGGAGUACGACUUCUAAUGCCGAUUUUGCGAACUCGGUCGCUGGUUUACCCGCAUUCACUACUCAAGUUUUUUCGCCUAAAGUGGGCGAGCAAGGCACCUUUGGCCAUGACACGAAAAGCUUUAGCGUCAGAUUGGGAGAUAGUAUCAUGAACUCUUUACGGUUUUCUGAGGUUGAAGGAUUUGAUGUGGCAUAUAUCAGCGGAAACUUGGAGAUCUCGAACGAGUCGUCGAUCCCGACGUUAGAAAGAACGAACGGGAGCCGCGAGCAGCCGCCGCGAAAGAUGCGACGAAUGUCAGCGAUCAAGCCGGUCGGAGAAGAAGGGAAAGAGGGAGACAGUUCGGGCGGGAGGGAAGGGCAAAGGUUGGAGCCCUUAGCGUCGAUAGCCUCAGGCUCGGCGAUAUUCAUUGGGGACUUACGACUAGCGGGCCUCAAAGCCUAUCUGAUCUCGAACGACAUCCCGGCCGAGUUCGUCGCCGAAGGCGUGCUCGUCUGUGGCCCCGUACCCCUCUCGAAAUGUCUCAACGAACUCAACAAUAAGACCAAGUUCAUCCCUAACACGCCCAACGUCGCCCUCAAUCGCCCCGAUCUGCAUACUAUCGCCACUAAUGAACUCGCCGGUGGCUCCGUCUCCGUCAGGAAAUCCGCCAAGGGUCAACUCAUCAUCGACGGCUCCUUGGGCCUCACCUUUUUCGCUAUCAGGCAGGCUGUUUAUGAUUUACAUGCAAGGACAAAAUGUUGA